This is a messenger RNA of Symbiodinium necroappetens, 660 nucleotides long. NCBI's taxonomy places the organism in Eukaryota, Dinophyceae, Suessiales, Symbiodiniaceae. The record is from the annotation of a GenBank genome assembly.
GAUGCACGGCGGGACAGUUGGUGUCAGACGGAGUUGUCCAACACCAACAAUGCCAAGGCCAGCAAAGCCACGCGUGCAGACAAGCUGAAGACCAAGAUGCUCGCCGUCAGCGCCGAGCUGUCCUCUUUGAAGUCGGAGAUCGAGACAAGUGCAAAGGAGAUCGAUGACAUGAAGGCGUCCCUGGGAAAGGCCGAGGGCCAGCGCGCCAAGGAAAGCGCCAAGGCGAAAGCCGACGUCGUCAUGUACGAAGAGGAUCAGCGGGUCCUGAGGGAGGCCAUCCUUGUGCUUCAGCGCGUCUAUGGGGACACGGCGGUCAAGGCUGACAAAAGCGGCUACAAAGCCAAAGCCACAGGCUCCGGGGUCGUCGGCCUCUUGCAGGUGUCCUUGGAAAACUUCGCCGACCUGGCGGAGGAGACGUCGAAGGGAGAGAAGGAAGCCAAGGCGGACUUCCAGGAGCUCAAGACUACGACGGAGGUUCGACUGGCGACCUUCCUCAAGGACACAGAGUACAAGAAGCAGAGCAUCACGAAGCUUGAGUCGGAGCUUGUGAGGGCAAACGAAGACCUGGCCAGCUAUCAGAAGGAGAUCAAGGCACUGAGCACCUACUUGGAGGAGCUCGCCACGUCGUGCUCUGCAGGGCGUCCAAGUUGCUGCACAUGA